Molecule: messenger RNA, 1527 nt
Organism: Acomys russatus (golden spiny mouse)
Lineage: Eukaryota; Metazoa; Chordata; Mammalia; Rodentia; Muridae
Gene: Nars2
Product: asparaginyl-tRNA synthetase 2, mitochondrial
Exons: 14
Coding region: 77-1510 (477 amino acids)
Biological process (GO): asparaginyl-tRNA aminoacylation
Cellular component (GO): mitochondrion
Molecular function (GO): asparagine-tRNA ligase activity; nucleic acid binding; ATP binding
Source: RefSeq, a predicted model, not a curated record
AAGGCUGCUCCGACGGGCUGCGAGCCGGAACGUCCCCUUGGGCGCUCCGCGGAGCCCUGGCCGGCCGGGACACGCCAUGCUCUGGGCCCGGCGUCUGCUCGGCGCGCUGCGCCUCUGCUCCACCGUUUCCUGCCCCAGGCCCCGCACGUCUGCCAGACUGCGUGUGCGGGACGCCCUCGGGGUCCAGGACGCGAGUGGGGAGCGCGUAACGGUGCAGGGAUGGGUCCGUUCAGUCAGAUCCCAGAAGGAUAUUUUGUUCCUGCACGUGAAUGACGGGUCCUCUCUGGAAAGCCUUCAGGUUGUUGCUGACUCCAGCUUUGACAGUCGAGAAUUGGCUUUUGGAAGUUCUGUGCAAGUCCAAGGACAGCUGGUCAAAAGUCAAGCCAAAAGACAAAACGUGGAACUGAAGGCAGAAAAAAUUGAGGUUAUUGGAAAAUGUGAAACCAAGGAGUUCCCUCUAAAAUAUAAGGAGAGGCAUCCUCUGGAGUACCUGAGGCAGUACCCUCACCUGAGGUGUAGGACUAACGCUCUGGGUUGUAUCCUGAGGGUUCGCAGUGAAGCCACAGCUGCUAUCCAUUCCUACUUUAAGGACAAUGGCUUUGUGCACGUUCAUACCCCAGCAAUCACAUCCAAUGACUGUGAGGGGGCUGGGGAGCUGUUCCAGGUGCAGCCUUCAAGCAAGAUGAAGUCACCCCAGGAGAAUUUCUUUGAUGUUCCCGCUUUUUUAACCGUCUCAGGACAACUUCACCUAGAAGUGAUGUCAGGAGCUUUUACCCAAGUAUUUACCUUUGGGCCAACAUUCCGAGCUGAGAAUUCUCAGAGCCGGAGACACCUGGCUGAAUUUUACAUGGUUGAAGCAGAAAUUUCUUUUGUUGAAAGCCUGCACGAUCUUAUGCAGGUUAUGGAGGAGCUCUUCAAGGCUACCACCAAGAUGGUUCUCGCCAACUGUCCUGAAGAUGUUGAACUGUGUCACAAAUUCAUAGCUCCUGGCCAGAAGGACAGACUAGAACAUAUGCUAAAAAACAACUUCCUAAUCAUCUCUUAUACGGAAGCAAUUGAGAUCUUAAAGCAAGCAUCGCAGAACUUCACCUUUACACCCAAGUGGGGUGUUGACUUACAAACUGAGCAUGAGAAGUACCUGGUGAAACACUGUGGCAACACACCAGUCUUUGUCGUUAACUAUCCGUCAGCACUCAAGCCCUUCUACAUGCGGGAUAAUGAAGACGGUCCUCAGCACACAGUUGCUGCCGUUGAUCUUCUGGUCCCUGGAGUUGGGGAGCUGUUUGGAGGUAGCCUCAGGGAGGAACGGUACCACGUCCUAGAGCAGCGACUAGCAAGAUUGGGACUAACGAACGCCUACCAGUGGUACCUGGACCUUCGCAAGUUUGGAUCUGUACCACAUGGAGGCUUCGGGAUGGGAUUUGAACGCUACCUCCAAUGCAUCCUAGGAGUGGACAAUAUCAAGGAUGUCAUCCCUUUUCCAAGAUUUACUCAUUCAUGUCUUUUGUAGCUGAAAGAUUGUUUAAU